AUGUCACACAAUCAAGCGUUUGUAACUUUAAACAAUGGGCAUAAGAUGCCCGCGGUUGCCAUUAUUGGGACAGGCACCCAUUGGCAUCACAAGAAGGAGAAGGACCAUGCUCUGUCCCACGAGUUGAUUGAACAGCUGGAGUUUGCGCUGAGUCUGCCAGGGGUGGUCCACAUCGAUGCCGCAGAGAUGUAUGGGACGUACCCGGAGUUGAGUGCAGCUUUAAGGAUGACCGAAAAGCCACGCAGUGAGAUAUUCAUCACAGACAAGCAUGCUCUGCACGCUGCCAUGUCGAAGGAUCCUAUAGCAGGGCUGGAAGACUCCUUGAAGGCCAACAACCUCGACUAUGUCGAUUUGUAUCUACUCCACAGUCCCUUCGUGGCAAAGGAGAAACCCGGGCUCACUUUGGAGGGAGCGUGGAGACAGAUGGAGCAAUUGUACAAGGAUGGGAAGGCGAAGAAUAUCGGGGUAUCCAAUUUCUCGGUAGAAGAUUUGAAGAGAGUGCUGUCUGUUGCGGAGAUCAAACCACAGGUAAACCAGAUCGAAUUUCACCCAUUCUUGCAAAACCAGACCCCAGGUAUACUCAAAUUCUGUCAAGAUGAGAACAUCGAAUUGGAAGCGUUCACGCCACUGGGUCCUUUGCAGGUCAAGACACAGGAGGACGAGAACGAUGAGUUCUUCAAGUACAUUUCCAGCUUAUCCGGGAAAUAUCAAAAGACAGAGGCUCAAAUCAUUCUCCGUUGGGUCACCAAACGCGGUGUAAUUCCCGUUACCACGUCGCGGAGACACGACAGGAUCGCAGAUGCGCAAAACCUUUUUGAGUUCGAUCUGGAAGACGAAGAAGUGACGAAGAUCACUCGUCUGGGACUGCAACAUCCACCGGUGAGAUGCUACUGGAAGUCACAGUACGACAAGUUCAACGCAGAGGCCCAGAAAUAA
This is a messenger RNA of Huiozyma naganishii CBS 8797, 936 nucleotides long. Its product is annotated as aldo-keto reductase superfamily protein. The record is from RefSeq and is a predicted model, not a curated record. The transcript has a single exon. Bases 1 to 936 code for a protein of 311 amino acids. Gene Ontology annotation, molecular function: oxidoreductase activity. Lineage: Eukaryota; Fungi; Ascomycota; Saccharomycetes; Saccharomycetales; Saccharomycetaceae.